AUGAAAAGGUCUUCCUUUCGUCGACUUCUUUUCUGGUUUGUUGCUUCGCUGCAGCUUAGUCUUUGUAGACAUACAUGGGCCUGGGUUUUUCCUACAAAGAGACCAGCAGAAUCAAGAAGAGUAAGAAAAAAAGUUGCUUCUGCACUUUGCAGAGCCACCACAGAAGUUGCAGUCAAGGAAGGUGAAGUAGGAUAUCGUGACAAGUCUAGACUUACGAAACCCCGAAAAACGUGGAGCAGGAAUACCAUUAAGAAUAAGUUCCAAGUAGCAAAGAAGAUGGAACGCCAAGGGAGGUGGACAGAAGCAAGCAGCCUGUAUGCUCGAAUAUUGAGAAAUGCUCCCAAAGAUGCACAUACCCACUUGGCGCUUGCCCGGCUUGAGGCUCGGCGAGAACUCAAAUCGAGAGAAAGCGUCGAAAAACAUUCGAUACUUACACCUGGCCUUAGUAAGGCAGAGGAAGCAUUUCUCAAGGGAACGAAGUCUUGCCCAAAGAGUGUCCAUAUUUGGCAAGCAUGGGCUGUCUACGAGGAAUCUCGAGGAAACUUGGAACGAGCCCGAGAGUUAUUCGAAGCAGCAUUAGAACUUGAUUCUCAUAAUCCAUAUGUUUGUCAUGCAUUUGGAUUGAUGGAGAAGAAAUCAAGAAAUGACUCAAAAGCAAUUCAACUAUUCGAAAAGGCGCUUUCAAGAACAACAACUGCAGCGCUAGUCUGUUCACUUGGCGAAUUGUUUUUGGAAAGGAAUAGUACACAGGCCACGAGAGAUCUCUACACACGGAGUGCACCACGCCUGAGGAAAGAAAAGGAUAGGGUUGAAGUCUACCUUGCUCAUGCAUGGUUGGAAGAGCAGUAUUUUGGGGAUCACAAAAGAGCGGCAGAGCUAAUCAAUUCGGCACUGAAAUUAGACCCUGCAUCCAGUCUUGCCAAUGUGGCCCUUGCACGACUCGAGGGCAGAAUGCAACGUCAUUUUGAUCAAGGUGAAUCAUUGGAUGAUAACGCAACUGCAAAAAGGCUUGCUGAAAUAUGUAAUUCCAUAGAAGAGGGGAUGUAUCCACCGUCUGAUCCGACUGAUGGACGCAUAUUCAACGCCCUUGCGAGGAUCGAGGCGAAAGAUCGAAAUUUUCAGAGAGCAAGACAUGUGCUGAAAAGAGGCAUGGAAUUAUAUCCUCAAGAUCAUGCACUUUUUCAAGCAGCAGGGAAAGUCGAGGAGCGGCUUGGGAACUUUACAGCAGCACGACGCUUUUAUGUGCAAAGCCUCCAGCUGGAGCCUUCGGCACCAACGUUGGUGGCAUCUGCCAUGUUGGAGUUGCGUAUGCCUGAAAGUGGGACGGUAAAUAUCACUCGCGUUAAAGGCUUAUUUGAAGAGGCAUUGCUUUUGGACCCGCGUCAUGGUCCUGCGUACAACGCAUACGGGAAUGCCGAAUUUCAAAGAGGGGAUGUCGAAUCUGCCAGAUCUGUGUUCGAACGCGGCGUCAACGCAAGAUGUUCCGAUUUGGGAUCUCUGUACCAUGGGUAUGGCAUGCUAGAAAUCAAUUGUGGUAACAUUGAGAGUGCUCGGUCAAUUUUACAAAAUGGGCUGGUGGAGAUUAGAAAGAAAACUUGGUCCACUGAUUCCACGCACCGCGAUCGUGCGAGCUUUCUCUCACACACUCUAGGCAUGCUCGAAUUGAAUGGCAACCGCCCAGGAGCAGCUUUGGAGAUAUUUGAAGAAGGCCUCAACCGCUAUGGAAACUCAUCACAACUCCUCCUUGGAGCAGCUCUUUGUGAAAUAAGGAUGGGCAACGACGAUUCAGCUCGAGAACUUUUCGAAAUGUCUGUUUUGAACGAUCGGAAACAUGCACAGGCUUGGCAAGCUUGGGCGGUAAUGGAGACUAGAGCUGGCGACUUCGAUACAGCAUUGACACUAUUCCAGUGCGGCAUUCGCAGUGCACGAAAUCAUGGCGCUUUAUGGCACGGCUAUGCAUUGUUAGAAGGAAAGAGAGGAAACGUGGAAAAGUCUCGGACUCUUUUUGGAGAAGGUGUGAAGAACUCCCCUCAAUAUGUGCCUCUUUAUCAAGGUUGGGCGCUUUUAGAGAUGCGAGACGGAAAUCAUCAAGCUGCGCGAAAACUCAUUGCUGAGGCCCUCACAAGGAACAAGAAGAACGGCCGUGGUUGGCAAGUUGCGGCGGAAAUAGAAGAAGCCGGACGAAACUUUGGUCUUGCAAAUUUACUUUUGCGUCGAGGUAUAGAGUGUGCUCCAAGUUAUGCUGAGCUGUAUAGAGCGCUUGGCGAUCAUCUCGCCGGGCGAGGAAAAUUCAAUGACGCUAGGGCAGUAUAUGAAAAAGGAAUGGAACUGAAUCCUACUCAUGCACCACUGUACCACUCACUCGCUGAGCUGGAAGCAAGACUAUUUAAUGUUGAAGGCCUCGCAAGCCUCAACAAACGUGCGUUAAAGAUCUUCAACCGAAAUGCUCUGGAACCUACUUCUUAUUCAUCAACAGCUUACAGUGCCAGGGAGCGUUCCAGAACAAAACCUAGUUUGUCCCGCAGCAUUGAGGUGCUCGCUGACAAGAUCGUUAACGACGAAGAGGAGAAUAUUGAAAGUCUGUGCACAACGCCCGUGUCCAGCAGCGACCCAGCAGCAACGCUAGACAAUGUUGCCGACAAUCUGAUCCAAGGUCUCCUAGACGACAUUUAG
Molecule: messenger RNA, 2673 nt
Organism: Cylindrotheca closterium
Lineage: Eukaryota; Bacillariophyta; Bacillariophyceae; Bacillariales; Bacillariaceae
Source: the annotation of a GenBank genome assembly